Molecule: messenger RNA, 1851 nt
Organism: Jaculus jaculus (lesser Egyptian jerboa)
Lineage: Eukaryota; Metazoa; Chordata; Mammalia; Rodentia; Dipodidae
Gene: Agpat4
Product: 1-acylglycerol-3-phosphate O-acyltransferase 4
Exons: 9
Coding region: 245-1381 (378 amino acids)
Cellular component (GO): endomembrane system; mitochondrial outer membrane
Molecular function (GO): 1-acylglycerol-3-phosphate O-acyltransferase activity
Source: RefSeq, a predicted model, not a curated record
GUCCACCCCUUUGGGUGGAGUCUCGCUUUUUUUCUUUCCAGUGUUGGCUGACUUACAGAUCCGACAAAGUAGAGACAAUUUCUGAACCCCAGCAGGGCUGCCUCGCAGUUUCUGGCUCCCGAGAGCAUCUGCCCGGGGCUGCCAGGAAGGAGAUGCGUUCCUGAGCCCUGGAUCUCCCUGCCUCUGGAAAUAGUCCACCGCGACUGUCCGUUUGCUUUGGGCGGGAGCAUCGGCACGGCACGCCAUGGACCUCGCCGGGCUGCUCAAGUCUCAGUUCCUCUGCCACCUGGUCUUCUGCUACGUGUUCAUCGCCUCGGGCCUCAUCGUCAACGCCGUGCAGCUCUGCACGCUGGUCCUGUGGCCCGUCAACAAGCAGCUGUUCCGCAAGAUCAACAGCCGUCUGUGCUACUGCGUCUCCAGCCAGCUGGUGAUGUUGCUGGACUGGUGGUCGGGCACGGAGUGCACCAUCUACACGGACCCCAAGGCCUACCCCAACUACGGGAAGGAAAACGCCAUUGUGGUUCUGAACCACAAGUUCGAGAUCGACUUUCUCUGUGGCUGGAGCCUGGCGGAGCGCUUUGGGAUCCUUGGGACCUCCAAAGUCCUGGCUAAGAAAGAACUGGCUUACGUGCCCAUCAUCGGCUGGAUGUGGUAUUUUGUGGAAAUGAUCUUCUGCACGCGCAAGUGGGAGCAGGAUCGCCAGACGGUCGCCCAGAGCCUGCUGCACCUGCGCGAUUACCCCGAGAAGUAUCUCUUUCUGAUCCACUGCGAGGGCACGCGGUUCACAGAGAAGAAGCACCAGAUCAGCAUGCAGGUGGCCCACGCCAAGGGGCUGCCAAGCCUCAAGCACCACCUGCUGCCCCGCACCAAGGGCUUUGCUAUCACCGUGAGGUACCUGCGAGAUGUAGUCCCAGCCGUAUAUGACUGUACACUCAAUUUCAGAAACAAUGAAAAUCCAACACUGCUGGGGGUCCUCAACGGCAAGAAAUACCAUGCUGAUUUGUAUGUUCGGCGGAUCCCCAUGGAGGACAUCCCGGAGGAUGAGGAGCAGUGCUCGGCCUGGCUGCACAAUCUCUACCGGGAGAAGGACGCCUUCCAGGAAGAGUACUACAGGACAGGCCUCUUCCCAGACACCCCCUGCGUGACCCCUCGGCGGCCCUGGGCCGUGCUCAACUGGCUGUUCUGGGCCUCGCUGCUGCUCUACCCUUUCUUCCAGUUCCUCGUCAGCAUGGUCAGCAGCGGGUCUUCCGUGACGCUGGCUAGCUUGAUCCUCGUCUUCUGUAUGGCCUCCAUGGGAGUUCGAUGGAUGAUUGGCGUGACGGAAAUCGACAAGGGCUCUGCCUACGGCAACAUUGACAACAAACAGAAACACAGUGACUGACUCAGGGAUGUCACCUCCAAAGGGAACCUUGGGGAACUGGUGGCCUCUGCCCAGCCUUCUUAGUGGGACUCGGUGACGGAGGCCGGGAAGCCUCUGCUGGGACGAGCAGAGCCACAGCCUUUCCGGGCAGGGAGCCUGGUCUCAGAGCCGGAGGGGGAUCUCUUUCCCCCGUGUGAUUUAGUGGGUUUGGUUUUCAUUUUCUUUGUACGUGUUUGUGCGUGUGUGACAGGGAGUGGGCGAGAGGAUGGGUGUGCGGUUGAGUGUGUGCCUGGUUCUGUGACAGUUCAAGGCUAUGUGAGGCUGCAGGAAGGGCAGGGCUGGGCGGAGGGGAGGCGUCCCUGUCAUCCUUUGGUGCUGAGUCUUCUGUAACCUUUGAUUGCCAGAGACAAGAGUGAAAACUGCUUUUCGUAAGAUGACUAAAUUAUGCCUCCAAAAAAGAAAAAAAAAAAUUAAAGUGUUUGUUUGGGUCA